AUCAUUUAUCAACAUAACAUUGUUUUGAUCAUUUUUUGAUGUUACUAUCACGUUAAUACUUCAUUCAAAUUUACAUGAUAUAAUGACUAAUCGAGAGUAGUGAUUACAUGCAUGAAUAACGAAAUUGAAAUUAAAACAAUAAUUGCUGAAUGUGGUUUACGUUCUUCAGUUCUCCAGAAUGUUUCCAUAUGCCAACUAGAACCUGUGAAAGUAGAAACCCAUAUUCCAUAUUACUGUUUACAGUAAAGUAUUAUUAGGUUCUUGGUAGAACUUAUGAGGACUCGAAAGAAACAUGUUUUCUGCUAUUAAAAGAUUUGGCAAAGGUAAAGGUGAUAGCAACCCUAAUUGUUCCAACAAUGGUAGUCGACCACCUAGCCAUCAGACAAUGUCAACAACUUUGCAAAAAAAAUUUGCAAGGGGAGUUCAGUAUAACAUGAAAAUUGUAAUAAAGGGGGACAGAAAUGUAGGUAAGACAUGCUUGUUCCACAGAUUGCAAGGUAAAAAAUUUGUUGAAGAGUAUAUACCCACUGAUGAAAUUCAGGUAACAUCCAUUCAGUGGAACUAUAAAGCUACAGAUGAUAUUGUCAAAGUAGAAGUAUGGGAUGUAGUUGAUAAAGGAAGAAAAAAGAAGCAUUUUGAGGGGUUGAAAUUGGAUAACACCCAACAAGAAGUGUCUGAAGAACAUGCUCUAGAUGCUGAAUUUUUAGAUGUCUAUAAAGGCACUAAUGGAGUCAUAAUGAUACUUGAUCUAACAAAAACAUGGACUUUUGAUUAUGUUCAGAGAGAACUUCCCAAAGUCCCAGAACACAUUCCUGUCAUCAUUUUAUCAAAUCACUGUGAUAUGUCACAUCAUAGGACUGUUACUCCAGAUCAUAUCAAUUAUUACAUAGAAUCUAUUGCUGGAAGCCGAUCUGCUCAAGUACGCCACUCAGAAUCUUCAAUGAGGAAUGGUUUUGGGCUAAAACUCCUCCAUAAAUUCUUCAACCUGCCCUUUCUUCAGCUCCAAAGGGAAACCCUUCUAAGACAAUUAGAACGCAAUGAAUUUGAAACUAAUACCACAAUACAAGAACUAGAUAUCUUCUGUGAAUCUGAUGAAGCCAACUACAACAAAUUUUUAGAAGGUCUGGUGAAGAAACGUAGAGAAGUGGCAGAUUCUAAUGCUAAUAUUCCUGGACCCCAGGUGAAAUUGCAGCUUGCUGCUGGACAAUCUGACAUCAAAAGAUCACAGAGUGCAUCUAUUAUAAUUGGGGGAGGAAAGCCUAUUCCUUAUGGUAAUACAGCCCUCACUGUCAAAAAAGAAACUCCUGGUACUCAGAUUUCAAAGAGUUCCAGCAUGAGUUCUGGAUUUGUGUCAAAGCUGGGGGGCACUACAAAUGUCACUGAUGGUGUGCCAGACUUGAGGAGGUUGCAAGUCAGUCCUAUAACAUCUGUUGAGGAAUUCAUUCCUGAUGGAGGACAACUUACUGGAUUUUUGGAUGAUGUGCAAUUCAAUAACCAGAACAAUGCAAAAGAUGAUGAUCAUUCUGAAUCUGAUACUGACACAGGAAAUCCUCUGGUCUCUGAAUUCCAAGAAGACUUUGAUCCUGAAGAAGUAUCCAUUUCAAAACCACCAAAACAUGCCAAAAGGCUGGAUCCCCAUUCAAGGAUAAUGAGAUCGGCCAGUAGUGAAAUUGAAAUAGAGAAAACAAUGCCAGAAGACUAUGAUAUGAAGCAAACCAAUGAUGAGUUUGAUGUAACCAUCAAUUCAGAAAUUUCCGAGCUCACUUCUGAUGCCUAUGAUGGGUGGAUGGGAGCUGAUACUAAAUGGAGAAGAUCCCCAGAAGGAGGAGAAGACAAUUCAGUUGUGAGUCAAACACUUGAUGGCAGCAACAGUACCGCCUAUGAUGAUAGUAAUAGUGUAACAUCUUCUAAUGUUCACAUGGAACUACUGUCUUCAAGGCAAACCCAUAGUCCUAAUAAUCCCAGUGUCAAUAGUGACAGUGAAGAUCUGCAAACUUCUAGUUCUGUGAAAAAUGACAAGAAGAAAAAAGAUAAAGAUAAGACUGAGAAGAAGAACAAGAAGAAGCCCAAAGACAAAGAGAAAAAAGACUCGGCCAAACUGGAGAAGAAGCACAAAAGACGCUCCAGAGACGAGACCGCCUCCCACCACGAUGAACUCGAAGAGUUCCUCAACGGCAGCUCGAGUCCCCCUAUCGAGACAGGAUACGAGGCUAUCUAGCACAUGCCGGCCCUCACCAGAUUCAAGUACAUGUUGAAUUUUUGACUUUGAUGUUUGCAUCAUUAUCGCGCAGAGCUUGACGAUAUUUAUUUCGUUGAAGAUCAAAAACAGCUACCUUAUAUUAUUGCGGCAAGGAUAAAAAAUUAUGGCUGAUUUUUGGAUAAUUUGAUUUUAGCCUACUAAACUCUGAACGUUUUUAUUGAUAUCAGUUUAAUAAUUCAAUAAAUUUACAUGUUUUUAUUU
Molecule: messenger RNA, 2461 nt
Organism: Phaedon cochleariae (mustard beetle)
Lineage: Eukaryota; Metazoa; Arthropoda; Insecta; Coleoptera; Chrysomelidae
Source: the annotation of a GenBank genome assembly